AUGUGCAGCCGAGUGAUGCUGCAAGACGCUCGGUCUAACAGAAGCCCCCUCAGGGGCGACCCUCGCAGGAACUCCAUCCCCCCCACACAGACUCUUACUGCCAAGCAUCUUCUGGCGUACCUGCCCCGACCACAGCUAGACGCCCUGCAGCGCCCUCCUCACACCAACCAGGCUGAAGCUAAAUCCACCGUCACUGCCAGGUUAACCACAAGAGUCUCCGUCCUCCCCAGCUUGAAUGGCAGCAGCUUCGAUAAAUGCCCCCCUCCUCCAACAUCCUGGGAGACCCAGAGCUCCAGCAGCCAAUCCUCUCAGACUCUGAGCAGGGAGGAGACCCCCAGCCACUGCACCCUGCAAACACCUUUCCUUGAAACAAUAGAAGAGAUCCCGAAGCCUAACCGCCUGCACCGCGGCCGGCACCUUAAGCGUUUCAGCUCCAAAUGGUGUACAAACAGUGCCAUUGGCGGCAACAUUCCCAUCCAUGCUAAAAAGAAACUGUGUGGUGACAAGACCCACAAGAAGCACUGUAAGUUGCUGGGCGACGAGCGCCUCUUACACGGCCCCACCAGUAACCAGCGUCAGCGUUACGUAACCAAGGACGGCAAGUGUAGGGUCAAUCUGGGCCCCAUUGAGGACAAGAGCCGCUUUAUUUCAGACAUUUUCACGACACUGGUCGACCUCAAGUACCGUUGGUUCCUCUUUGUUUUCACCAUGUGCUACAUUCUCACAUGGGUGGCCUUCGCUGAGAUCUACUUCCUGGACGCCUGGCUGCGUGAUGACGUGGCUCAUGUCGGCGACCAACAGUGGCAGCCAUGCUUUGAGAAUGUGGACACUUUCCUGUCGGCCCUUUUACUGUCAGUAGAGAGCCAAAGAACUAUUGGCUAUGGUUCCAGGAUGGUGACCGCCAACUGCCCAGAGGGUGUGGUGCUCCUAAUGGCCCAAUCUAUCUUGGGCUCCAUUAUUGAUGCCCUCAUGGUGGGCUGCAUGUUCGUCAAGAUCUCCCGGCCACAGAAGCGAGCUCAGACGCUGAUCUUCAGCAAGCACUGUGUCAUAUGUGAGCGCGAUGAGAAGCUCUGCAUGCUCUUCCGCAUUGGCGAUCUGAGGGAGAGCCACAUGGUUGACGCCAAGGUCCGGGCCAAGCUGAUCAAGUCCAGGCAGACCAAGGAGGGCGAGUUCAUCCCUCUGGAACAGUCGGAGAUCAAUCUGGGCUACGACACUGGAGGAGACAGGCUGCUGUUAGUGGAGCCCCAGACCAUCACUCAUCUCAUCAGUGACAGCAGCCCCUUUUGGGAGGUGGGGGCUGGGAGUCUGAAGAGGGAGACGUUUGAGAUCAUUGUCAUCUUGGAAGGAAUUGUGGAGGCUUCAGGUAUGACAUGUCAGGCCAGAACAUCGUACACAGAAGAUGAGAUCCUGUGGGGUCACCGAUUCGAAUCGUGCAUGUCCUUGGAGAAAGGGGCAUUUCGCGUGGACUAUACUGCGUUUGACAAAACCUUCGAAGUGCAAAUGUCCCCGCUCAGUGCGAAAGACAGGAGCGCGACCAAGGAGCAAUAA
Messenger RNA from Myripristis murdjan (pinecone soldierfish), 1548 nucleotides. Its product is annotated as G protein-activated inward rectifier potassium channel 3-like. Gene Ontology annotation, biological process: potassium ion import across plasma membrane; regulation of monoatomic ion transmembrane transport. Gene Ontology annotation, cellular component: plasma membrane. The transcript has 3 exons. Bases 1 to 1548 code for a protein of 515 amino acids. Lineage: Eukaryota; Metazoa; Chordata; Actinopteri; Holocentriformes; Holocentridae. Gene Ontology annotation, molecular function: inward rectifier potassium channel activity. The record is from RefSeq and is a predicted model, not a curated record.